Fusarium fujikuroi IMI 58289 is the source of this 1047-nucleotide messenger RNA. RefSeq lists its product as uncharacterized. NCBI's taxonomy places the organism in Eukaryota, Fungi, Ascomycota, Sordariomycetes, Hypocreales, Nectriaceae. Bases 1 to 1047 code for a protein of 348 amino acids. The record is from RefSeq and is a predicted model, not a curated record. The transcript is spliced from 3 exons.
AUGUGGCUUCUGUUGUCCACAGCCGCUGUGAACGGAUCUGAUCAUAUCGCCCACGGCAGUCCUGGUGCACCAACGUCAUUCGAGGACUUUUACUCCACCGAUGCACCACAAUUCUCUCUACACGUUGCCACAUUCCAAGACGGUACGCUGGUCUCACUUACCUUUAUGCAUAUGACCACUGAUCUAGGCGGAUUGUCAUCGGUUCUUGAAGCUUGGUGUUCAAUCCUAGCUGGAAAGCCUGAACAAGUUGCUAAAUUUCCAGGAUACAAUGAUGUUAUGGCUGGCCUGUACCGAGCUGAAACCACGGAGAAGUCAAAAACCGACGGGUCUCUUCUUUCGGGUUGGAGGCUUGUGGUCUGGGCUCUUAGGGCAGCUUAUGACGGGUGGAUGUAUCCCCUCGAGUCUCGAAUGCUGCGUGUGCCAGCCAAGGCUAUCAAUGCUAUAGUAGCCGAAGCCAGGAGUGAAAUUUCACUUGAGAAAACUACCGACGGCAGCAAACCAUUUGUUUCGGAGAAUGAUGUCAUCCUGGCCCUAUGCAACCGCUCUGUUGCUAAGAGUAUGGGCAGAGGUCGAGCCAUCGUCACCCUCAUCGCCGUCAACCCCCGCGAUCGUCUCAAAAACAUUUUCCUUCCUGAUUCAGCAUACGUCCAAAAUGCGCCCUGUGGAGCAUUUUUCUACUGUCCCGUUAGAGACGCCCAGGAUCUUCCCCUCGGAAAAGUCGCCAUGCUUUCCCGCCAAGCCGUCGUUGAGUACUUGACCGAAGGACAAAUCAAGGCUGCAGCCAAGGCAGCUUAUGUGUCCAUGAUCGAAGGUGGAAACCCGCCUAUCGUGGGUGAUACGACAAGUACAAUGAUUAUGUCGUCUAACUGGGCUAAGUCGGGAUUCUUGGAUAAGACUGAUUUUGGACCUGCGCUUACGCCUAUUAUAUUUCCAGUCUCUGUUGGGAUUAAUAUGGGACGGGAUGGGGAUGGGAAUUUGUGGCUUGGUGGUGACUUAUCAGCGGCUUCGUGGGCGACGCUGAUGGGGUAUUUGAAGCUGUAUGAAUAG